Molecule: messenger RNA, 8494 nt
Organism: Zootoca vivipara (common lizard)
Lineage: Eukaryota; Metazoa; Chordata; Lepidosauria; Squamata; Lacertidae
Gene: CENPF
Product: centromere protein F
Biological process (GO): metaphase chromosome alignment; regulation of G2/M transition of mitotic cell cycle; mitotic cell cycle
Cellular component (GO): spindle pole; chromosome, centromeric region; nucleus
Molecular function (GO): microtubule binding; transcription factor binding; dynein complex binding
Source: RefSeq, a predicted model, not a curated record
GCGUUCCCGGCUUGUCCUCCGCUAACCGCCUGCGUCGGGGAGAUGGUGGCAGGUUUGAAUCCUCUGUAGGUGCUAAAUGAGAAACUAAGGCGAGAUCCUGGGUGUUGCAGCUGGAAAAGAAGCCUCCUGUUCCUUAAGGCGUCGGAAUCUGACGAGAUGAGCUGGGCUGUGGAAGAGUGGAAGGAAGGCCUUUCCACAAAAGCCCUUCACAAGAUUCAAGAACUUGAAAGUCAACUUGAGAAGCUUAAAAAAGAGCGACAGCAAAGGCAGUUUCAGCUGGAGUCUCUGGAGGCUGCUUUGCAAAAACAGAAGCAGAAGGUGGAAAAUGAAAAAAAUGAAGGAGCGAUGCUGAAGAGAGAAAACCAGAACUUGAUGGAACUCUGUGACAGCCUGGAGAAAACCAGACAGAAACUUUCUCAUGAACUUCAGGUGAAAGAAUCACAAGUCAGCGUUCAAGAAGGACAGCUCCUCUCAAGCAAGAAACAAACUGAAAGGCUUGAACAAGAACUUAAAAGAUACAAAUACGAACUAGAAAGAAGCCAGAAAACCUUUGCUGCUGCAGAUAUAUCUUUCAAUGGUACACCACAGAAGAACUUCGGUGCUCCUUCAACACCAGGUCACAAUGAUUCAAAGUUUGAGGAGCUUCAAGUAAAAUACAACAAAGAAACAGAAGAAAGGAGGAGGUUGGAAGCUGAACUGAAGAGCGUGAAGUGUCAGAUAAUGAAAACAAUCCCUCCGCAUCCCGAAAGUACUAUAAGUCGCAGAGAAAUUGCCCGGCAACAGGCUUCCUCGUCUGUGUUCUCAUGGCAACAAGAGAAAACGCCAAGCCAGCCUUUAUCCAGUAGUCAAGAAACUCCUGUAAGCAGCAGGUCAACGCCAUCACAUUUUCCUUGGGAAUCUGGGACAACUCCUAGUCACGAAGACCGGAGAUCGGCAAAGAAAGAGUUCACCAGCAGUGUCUCAGACAGUUGCAAGGACUCUUCAUUCAUUGACAAGAUGAAAAUCCAGAACCAAGAGUUAAGAUCCAGAAUUCAAGAACUGGAACGUAAUCUGCAGAUUCAAACACAGGAUUUGAAAUCAACCAUGGCUAAACUUCAGGAAACUAAGCUGCAGCUGGAACAUAUAAAAAUGGAGUCGACAGAAAAAGAUACAGCUCUGAACAAGAGUAGAAACGAAGUAACUAGAAUUAACGCACAACUUGACCAGACCACCAAUCAGCACACCGCAUCCGAGGAAAAGGUGAAAAGGCUUUCAGAGGAGCUGAACUGCCAGAGACAAAAUUUUGAAAGAGCCCAGCACUCUUUGCAACAGAAAAUGAAAGAGAAAGAGAAAGUGUACCAGGAGGAAGCAUCUCUCCAGCUCAAUCAGGUGAAAACUAAAUUUCAAGGGGAACUGCAUCAAGCCAAGAACAACUACAAUCUUCUUCAAGCAGAACUCGAGAAGACCCAGUCUGCAAAGCAGCAAUUGGAAAAAAAGGUUGAUGAUUUUUCACAGAAGUUGAGUCGAGCGGACCAGGCUGCUCAGGCAAUGCAGCUGAAGGAAAGCGAACUGAAAAAAGCCUGUGAGGAAACAAAGAAGCAAAAUAGCAUCCUUCACUGCCAGUUGGCUCAACAGUUGCAAGAAAUUUCUCAGUUAAAAGAAGAGCUAUGUGUAACCAAACAACUUCUGCAGCAGAGUCAAAACGUCGUUGAAGAUAUGAAAAAUAAAAAUUGCUCUCUGGAAAAAGAGUUAAAACUACUUGAAGAGAAUCUGAGCAAACAAGAGAAUCCUCUCACUUUGGAGAAAAUGAAACUUGCUAUUUAUGAAUUGGAAAACCAGCGAGAUUCUCUCCAGCAGCUUCUGAAGCACAAAGAAAACGCCAUUGAAGAGCUCACUGUAAAACUGGAGGAUCUGGAAGCUUUGCAGAAAGUUCUUAUAGAGUGUGAAGGACUUAAAAAAGAGGUUGAGGUUCUUUCCCAGUGGAAAAAAGAAAGUGGGCAACUCAUAAACGAACUUGUUUCAGAAAAAGAAGAUUUGAUGAGCAAGAUUUGCAGCCUGGAAAGGGCCUUAAUGACCGAACAACUUAAAAGUAAUGAGAGAGUAAAAGCUUUAGAAGGUAUGAAUGAAAACCUUUGCGUGGAGAUUAGAAAUCUCAAAGCUAUGGUGGGAGACAAAACAGCAGAGCUAGAAGCAGAAAGAAAAGCCCACAAUGACCUUCAGGAUAAAACAGCAGCAUCUGAGGAAAAACACAGGAAAGAGAGAGAAAACAAUUCGCUGAAAUUAUCUGAGUUCACCAAACAGGUGGAUAUUCUACAGAAAAAGCUGGAGACGGUAGCAGAUGAAAUGUUGGAAAAGGACAGGUGUAUGGCCUCUUUGGAAACAUCCUUAGCUUCCCACCUGCAGUUAAAAUCCAGCUUCCAGAAACAAUGUGAGGAGCUGGUCCAAGCCAGAGAUGAAACAGAAAGAAAACUGGCUGCAGCAGAGCAAAGGCAUAAAGAUUUUGUUAGGGAGAAGGAAAAGCGCAUAAGUGAGUUGGAAGCAGCUGUUUCUGAAAAGCAGGACUUGGUCACUAAGACUUUACAGGCUCUCGAGGAGAAAAACAAGUCAUUGCAAGCACUGAUUGCCGAAUCAGUUAGGCAGCACGCAGAGAUUCCGGAUUUUAAAAGCAGUAACUCUUUCCUUGAGGAUACAGUGCAGCAGCUGAAAGUUACGCCUCAAACAGUUAGCCACAAGGAACCAAUAUCCUUAAAUAAAAAGCUAAUUGAAGGAGUUAGUGAUGAAAAUAUUGGCCUUAAGAUUGAUAUCAGUGCCCUAGAGCAAGGAAAUCUAGACGUAAUGCAGACAAGCUUCCAUCUGUCCAAAAGCCUGAAGGAGAGGGAGGAAAGCCUCUUGGAGCUGUCAGAAAGGCAGAGAGAGAAAAGCUUGUUACUGUCUAAAGCCGAAGAAGAAUCAAAAAGGAAAUUAGAAUGUGCUUUAAGGGAGCAAGCAUGCCAUUUUGAAGUGGAGAAAGCCACAUUUGAAGAGCGAGAGAAGCGGCUCAUGAACGAACACGAGGAGCUGAAGUGUAAGGUCAUGUCCUUGGAGAAGAAAAAUAACACACUGCUUCAGCAGCUUGAAAAAAUGCAGGCAGCACCUGAAGAAACCAAGAUUCUAGGACAGGAAAGGGCAGCACUUAAUAAAAUGCAGCAUCAAAACGAUGUGUUGCUGCAAGAGAACGAGGAGCUUGUCAAGGAGCUGAAAAUAAGGGACGAACAUGCAGCUGGUGGCUUUACUGUGGAGAAGAAUUCACUGGGACAGCUGAGAGGAUCUGUGGAAGAAAAGGAGGAGGAACUGAAUAAAUAUCAGGUUCAGCUAGAGCUGCUUCAGAUGGAUCUUGAGGAUAGAGAGGCCUCAGUAGAGAACUAUGCUGAUCAAGUAAAGCAGCUGGAGACUGCUCUGAGAACUAUGGAAAUAAAACUGGAAGAGAACGAAAUGGAGAGAGAGAGGCUGAACCAUGAAUUGCAAGCUCUUAAAGUUGUGGAAAAUCCGUAUUUAGAGCUUACAGAAGGGGAAGGGAACGACCAGUCAGCAGCACAUUUCAAUGAUGUUUCCAAGGACAACUUUAGCGGACAGAUAGAUGCCAAGUGUUCGUCAGCUCCUCAUGAUCUGAUUCCCAGCCAAAGUGAUUAUGUCCGAUUAGUAGCCUCCCUACACAUGACAAUGAGCAAGCUAAAUGAGUUGGAGAAAAUGUUCGAACACCUGCAGAUUGAGAAGUCAACAUUAGCAUCACAGCUGAAAGACUCUCAAUUGAAAUGCAUCACAGGCGCAAUGGCAGAAGAGCUCAUCGGCAGAAUUAAUAAUGUAACAGAAGAGAGCGCGGCUUUUUCUGGUGGCUUAAUAGAUCACAGUAAAAUAGCAGCACAAUCUGAUAUUGAGCGAGUGCCCUUAAUAGCUCUGGAAUGCUGUGAUGGACUUGACUGCAAAGGUUUGAAGCAAUCCAGCAAAGAAAUUAAAAUGCACUUUGAUGGGGUCAAGGAAAAAAUCUUCUCUUUGAAAAAUGAAUAUAGCAGCUUGCAAGAGCAGCACUCGGGUAUGGCCUCCAAAAUAUCAGAGCUGCAAAGCUAUAUUGACAUGCUCAGGGAAGAAAAUGCUACACUAUCAACCAGCCUCGACCAAGUCACUAAUUCUUCCUUCACAAUGCAGGUAACCCCUAUUCUAAUGAGUGAAGAAUUUCAUUCGGAUGGAAAGUUGUCCAUGAGAUUUCCUUCUUGCAGCAAAAUCUCCUCGUGUACAAGUUCAACUCUUAUGGAAUCUGAUAUCGACUGUGAUCAGUACAGACCGUCAAAUGAAAUAAGUGACCUAAGUAGUAGCAAACAAGCUGAUCUAGAAAGUACCCCUGAGGAACACGGCCACUCUCUUUCAGAAGCGAAUGACAGUGAGACAUGGGCGUGUAUCAUGAAGAAGGGGCAUGCCCUGCCUGAAAAACAUCAUUUAAAAACGAGAGUCGAACGCCUCUUACGUGAGGCUUAUGAGAAGUCCUUCAGGAAGCUUGAAGAAUCAUUUGAGUCGCAUAAAAAUCUUGAAGAUGAAGAGAUACAAAAGAUCCAAGAGCUGCUCCUUUCUGUAAGGAAGGAAGUUGAUGGCCUCCAAAAGCAAAAUAUAUCUGAAAGCAAACAGUGGCAACAAAAACUUAAUGAUGUGGUCUUGCAGGUGGCAUCUAAAUUCCCAGCCGAGAAGAAACACCCUGACCUGUUGCCUCAGGAACCAGAGGAAGCACUGCAAGGCCUUCAUUUAGGUUCUCAGUCUCUGCUUUGUGUUGACACUGAACACGAAGUCCAGAUUCCCACUAAGAAAGCAAUCGAUCUCUUGGGUCAACUGGAGCUGCAUGGCAUGUCUAGUGAAAUCACAACGAUUGAAGCCGAGAAUAGUAAAAUAUCAGCAAGGGCAGGUGAAGCAAAUAGAACAGAAGAUGAAGAAUCUAUUUGCCAAGCAGUUGACAUGAAAUUUAGAGAAAGAUGCCUUCUGGACUUAGACACAGAAUCCAGAAAUGCAAUAGAUAUAUCCAUAAGUUCUCCAAACUCUCCUCGUGAGUUAUCAUUUCUUCCUUCUCAAAACACCGAUGCGAUGCUUGUGAACACCUUGGAAAGCCAAAGGCCCCCUGAAAAGCCUCUGCUAGAAGUAGAGCAGACAUGUAAUGAAAUUUCUACGCCCUUCCCUGACGUGGAGGAAAGCAGUAAAAGAACUGAUAUUCUACUAAUGGAGAUCCAAAACCUAAAGUCGGGCCUGGAUUCAAAGGACAAGGAGCUGGCUUCAGAGAGAACUGCUUGUGCAGAGUUGGACAAAACAGUUGUAGCACUCGAAAAAGAAAAAGGGGACUUAAAUGAAUCACUUAAGUCUGUUACUUUUGAUAACCAGCAAUUGACUUAUAGCCUUAUGGCUCUUGGAAUAGAACUUGACAAGGUAAAAUCUGAUAUGGAAACGUACAAGGCAAGACUGUCCGACACAACAGAGACUCUGGAAGAUUUGGAAAUGGACAAGGCCGACUGGACUGAGAGGCUUCUUGAAACUGAAAAUGAACUGAGGAGGAUAAAAUCUGAGAAAGCAAAUAUUGAGAACCACGCCUUAUCCAUGGAGACCGACAUUGAGGAGCUUCAGUUAAAGAACGAGCACUUGGAAAAAGAAAAGGAAAAUAAACUGAAAAGCAUUUUUGGCCUUCAAGAGCAGCUUCAUAUACUCGUCACUGAGAGAAACCAAUUUAGUCAAGAUCUGAGUGCUUUGUUGAAGGAUAAAGAAGAAUCGGAUCAAAUGUGCCAGAAAAUGCAAGAGACUAUCAAAGAACUUGAGUCAAGUAAACGGGAUUCUGCUGAAUUUAUCAGGAUAUUGGAAGCCGAAGCUAAUACUCAGGCAAAAUUGCUUCAGGCCGCGAAGGCCGAUACUCAUCGGUUAUCAACAGAAAAUGACAGACUUCUGCUGCAGUUACAGAAUCUGGAUCAGGUUAUGAGGGCUCUUGUGUUAGAAAAAGAGGCAGCGCAAAGCCAAAUAGAGCAUCUGAAUGAGGAAAAAGAAGUGAGCCUUAGGGAAUUUGAAACUUUACACAGCAAGUUAAGUAUCUCUGAAAUGGAAUAUGCCAAGAUAUCAAAGUCUCUGGAAGGGUCGCUUAUAGAAAAGGGUGAACUUGCAACUAGGCUGAACUCAGCACAGGAGGAGUUGUCUCAGCUGCGACGGGGCAUUGAGAAGAUCAAAAUAAAAAUAGAAUCCGACGAAAAGAAAAGGUGUCACCUUGUGGGAAAACUGAAAGAAAGCGAACGGAAAGCUGACUCCCUCGCAGACAAAAUUGAGAAUCUCGAAAGAGAAUUGCAGAUGUCGGAGGACAAUUUGGAAGACGCAAUUCUUCGGGCAGAGAUGGCUAAAGCAGAGACAGAAACAGCCACCGCGGAGAUAGAAAUGAUGCGUGCGACUUUGCAAAGCUUGGAAUGUGAGGUGAAUGUCUUAAAGUUAGAAAAAGGAUCUCUAGAGAGAGAGCUGAAAGAAAAUCAGGAUAAAGUAUCUGAUUUAGAAGGUCUUAAUUCCAUGCUUGUGAAGCAGCUAGAAGAAAGGGAGAAGGAGAAGUUGCAAAUUAGAGAUGAAUUUGAAAACGCACUGGUGUCGAUGGAAUCCCAGUUGAAACUGGCCAGCGAAGAAGUUAAACUUUCUCAUUGUGCAGAAGAGAAUUUCAAGGCAAAAGAACAGGAUCUGAUUGAUGAAGUUGCUUGUGUCAAAGAAGAGAAUGGACGGUUGGCCUAUCAUCUACAGGAAGCCAAACACAAAUAUUCUGAAAUAGAGUAUUUGCUGGAUGUCCUCGCCCAGCAAUUCCAAGACCUCAUACAAAAGCUGGAUGACAGCGAUCCUUUUCUGGAGCAGUUGCCAAAAAAUGAAACUCUGCAGUCUAGUCUUGAGGCUACAGAGGUGGAGUUGGAAGCUGCAACUUCUGAAAAACCUGCCUUCCUUGAAAAGGCAAAUAGCCAGCAGAAAAUAGGGCAACUCAAGACAAAAUUUGAUUCUUUCCAUCAUAGAUUUCAGCAUUGGCUGAAAGCCUACACAGAACUAAAGCAGGAGAAAAAGAUGAUGGUGAAGCAGAUUCAUGAACUUGAGAUUCAAGUGAAGAAGAUGGAUCCAGGUUCUGAUAGGAAUGCCACUGCAGAAGAGAUAAGGUUGGAGCUGGAAGAACUGAAGGAACUGGUUGAAGAGAAACCUGCAGAGGCAGAUCAAAACCUGGAUAAGUACUAUACCCUGAUAAUCAAUCACGAUAAAUUAGAGGACGAAAACGAGAUGCUAAGGACACAAGUCUCUCUUCUGAACACUCGGCUCAAACAGUCAUCAGGCUCUUCCAGUUCCCCUCUUCAAAGUCCUGGCAGCCAAACAAAAUUCACUAAUGGGCUGCUUGUGGAAAAGGCCUUAUCUGAAGAUAUUACUAAGAUUACUGUGAGGAGGCAAAGGUGUCAUGAAAACAGAAGCAAUGGUGAAAGUGCUACAUCUCCUUUUCCAGAGGCUGCCUCAAAACAAACUAAAAGAAGAACCACAUUUCAACAGCCCAGCCCAAAAGUGCCCCUAGAAAAUGCAGAAUUUGAGUCAGAUGGUUCCACAGAGGUGGGAGGCAAAGGAUCUUCUGAUGUUCCUCCAGGAAAUGGCAGCUCUUGCAUUUCCCACGGGGCAUAUCUAAUUCCCAGAGCGAGUCCCUGUCUUGUCCGUCCAAGCUUGAGAUCGCCACCGUUUACUGAUCACUCCCAAACAACUGAGAGCGACUGUUUGCUUGGAAACCAAAAAGCAACACCAGAGGGCAGCAAACUACAAAAGAUAAAUGACGCAUGGCUGCAAGAAAUCCUAGCUGCCGGUUCGCCCUUGGGCUUUGCUCCCAGGUCUCCCCUUUCAGCUUGCAACCAGUCAGCCCAAGCAGUUGAUGGAAGAUCUGCUAGGACCCCCAGUGAAAUUGAAACGAAAAGCCCUCAAAGUACUGAAGAAAACGAGCUGGACAAAGCCUGCCACGUGCAGUAAAUCUGGAUUCUGGACUUGAAACGGUGAGAGCAAAGGGUUGUUUAGGAACUGAAAAUCCUGAGAUCAGAUUUCAUUUGCCUGAUUGACAUCCGAUGCUCUUUUGAAUGUGUUGUGGGAGGAGGAGAUUACUGGGUUGUUUUUGUUCUUAUGUAUUUUGCAUUUUUUUAUAUAUUUCGAUUUUAUGCUACGAACUGUCCUGAGAUCUACGGAUGAAGGGCGAUAUACACAUUUAAUGAAUAAUAAUUUUGUCCAUUUGGUUUUUUCAUCCAUCUCCCCCCUCCCCACCCUCCUAAAAUAUAAUAAAAAACCUAAACAAACUAUUGCUUUUGUGUAACUUCUUUCCUGGUAGUUUUUGAAACUCAAAAGCUUGUUCCGUUUUUGCGACAUUUUGGUUUGUCCCAAUAAAGGUAUUGCUGUUUUGGAGAUUUUCUUUUCUUAUGAACCAACACAGUUUGUGUGCGAUUUAGAAAAUAGUUGUCUUGAAAAGGAAGGGGGGGGAGCAAAC